Dictyostelium discoideum AX4 is the source of this 921-nucleotide messenger RNA. Its product is annotated as Dyp-type peroxidase family protein. The record is from RefSeq and is a predicted model, not a curated record. The transcript has a single exon. Gene Ontology annotation, biological process: cellular oxidant detoxification. Gene Ontology annotation, molecular function: peroxidase activity; heme binding. NCBI's taxonomy places the organism in Eukaryota, Evosea, Eumycetozoa, Dictyosteliales, Dictyosteliaceae. Bases 1 to 921 code for a protein of 306 amino acids.
AUGGCACAGUCAACAGUGUUACCAAUGCAUUGUUUAUAUGGCAUAUUUUUAGAAGGAAAUUUAAAAAUUCAAAAAAAUGACCAAGAGGGAUUAAAGAAAUUUAAAGAUAAUAUAAAGAAAUUUACAUUAGAAUUGGAUGAAAUCGAUAAGAUAUCACCACAAUCUAGAAUUGGAGGUGCAAUUUGUUUUAGUUCUGAUAUUUGGGACACUGUAACAAAGAAAAUAUCAAAACCAAAAGAAUUGAAAUCCGUAAACACUUUAAGUUCAUACAUGCCAGGCACAUCUCAAAGAGACAUCCUCAUUCAUAUUAUCUCUGAUAGAAUGGAUACGUGCUUUAAACUAGCACAAGAUACAAUGAGAAAUUUCGGUGAAGAUCAAUUAGAUAUCAAGCAAGAGAUUCACGGAUUUCGUAGAGUUGAAGAAAGAGAUUUGACCGACUUCAUCGACGGUACUGAAAAUCCUGACGGUGACGAACUGCGUACACAAUAUGGUCUCGUUGCAGCCGGCCAGCCAAAUGAAUUUGGCAGUUACGUUUUCACUCAACGGUAUGUUCACAACUUAAAGAAAUGGUAUCCUGAACCAUUAUCAGUUCAGCAAGAUACAGUUGGAAGAACUAAAAAAGAUUCAAUUGAAAUACCAAGAGAUAAACGUCCAAUUACUUCACAUGUUUCACGUACUGAUCUAAGUGAAAAUGGUAAAGAUUUGAAAAUAGUUAGGCAAUCUCUCCCCUAUGGUCAAAUUACUGGUGAAAAAGGUCUGAUGUUUAUAGCAUACGCUUGUAGUUUACAUAAUAUUGAAAAACAACUUCAAAGUAUGUUUGGUCAAUUAGAUGGUAAACAUGACCUACUCUUAAAAUAUACAACACCAGUAACUGGUAGUUUUUAUUUUGCACCAUCAAAAAAAGAAUUAUUAGAAUUGUAA